Molecule: messenger RNA, 1698 nt
Organism: Rhinichthys klamathensis goyatoka
Lineage: Eukaryota; Metazoa; Chordata; Actinopteri; Cypriniformes; Leuciscidae
Gene: selenop
Product: selenoprotein P
Exons: 5
Biological process (GO): selenium compound metabolic process
Cellular component (GO): extracellular region
Molecular function (GO): selenium binding
Source: RefSeq, a predicted model, not a curated record
AGAGGAGUAUAAAUAGGAGGAGCCGUUUGGGAGCGUGUUGUUUUUGUCUAGAAUCAGCUCAGAAAGCAUCGCUGGUGAAGACUCUCAAGUAAAAUAAGUUAGUGGGCUUGUUGUUUGGAGUCAUGUGGAAGGCGCUCAGCCUCACCCUAGCUCUCUGCGUCCUGGCGGGCUGCAGUGCAGAGAGCGAGACGGAUGGAGCCCGCUGUAAACUUCCUCCUGUGUGGAAGGUUGGGGAGGUGGAGCCCAUGAAGAACGCUCAUGGACAUGUGACAGUGGUGGCUUACUUACAGGCCAGCUGACUGUUCUGCUUGGAGCAAGCAUCAAAGCUUAAUGACUUGCUCCUGAAGUUGGAGAACCAAGGUUAUGUAAAUAUAACCUACAUGGUGGUAAACAACCGAGAAGAACGGUCCCAAAAUCUGCACCACUUGCUCGAAGAAAGACUGUUAAAUAUCACCCUUUACGCCCAAGACCUCAGCCAGCCAGAUGUCUGGCAGACCGUGAAUGCUGAGAAGGAUGACAUUUUGGUCUAUGACAGGUGUGGCCGACUCACUUACCAUCUGUCUCAUCCAUACACCAUCCUGAGCCACCCACAUGUGGAGGAGGCUAUAAGAAAAACCUAUUGUGAUGGCAUUUGUGGAGAGUGCAACAUAGAGAGUUCACUGCAACUUGAAGAGUGCAAGAAAUCCACAGAUGUGAAUACACCAGCAGAUGAAGAACGGCCUCACCAUCCCGAUCAUCAUGAUCAUCACGAACACGGUCAUCAUCACGGUAGUGCGGAAAGGCAUAGGCAUGGUGGCUCCCACCAUCACCAUCCUCACCAUCACCACCACCACGGCCAACAACAGGUUGAUGUGGGUCAGCAGAUCCUGACCCAGAUUGACUUUGGUCAGGUAGCCGUUAAACAACCAGUGAUGAAACGACCUUGAGCCAAGCACACUAGGUGAAAAGUCCAGUUCAGCUGACAGCAGGGGGCAGACUCUCCUGUGGCCAGCUGAUGCUGACACUGACGACAGCUCUUUGGUGGGGAGGGCAGUGGGCACGUGGCAGGCCUCUGACACUGUGAGGAGACUCUUCCAGCCUCCUGACACUGACAGGGCCUGAAGGUGGAGGGCAACAACAUCAGGGAGACCUGACAGUGACGUCCCGCCCACCCCACUGAAUGAGAGCCGUCGCAAUCAACCUGAGCCUGACCAGCAGGGGACGCUAGUUGAGUAUGACAAGAGAAGUAAACAGGGCCGUUGCCUUGGUUGCAAAAUUGUCUGAUCAUUUAUAGCUUCACGGAAACAUCAGUGAGCCCGGCACUGCUGGUCAGCGCUCUCGUUUUAUCUACCAACUAGUAUUUACACCUCAGCGUGUGGCAGCACUGGACCUUUGCAUCCCAUUCUGAAUGAUUCGCAAAUUGGUUCUUUCUAAUGGAAGCUAAACAAUUCAAUCUAAAUAACCUAGUUUUUGAUAUUUUUCUGGUUAAAUCUGUUAUAUAACAAACAAAACGAUCUGACUUUAAUGGGUCCAGUGUCUGUUUUCUUCUGAGAGUGUGUCAGGUUCAUCAUGUUAGUGUCUUUUCACCUCUAGAUGCUUUAUGUGGCAUUUAUGAAGGCAGGUGCGGAAACUAUGCUCUAGUGGUGCCUGUCCGAUGUUAGGCCAUACAGAGCAGAGGGCAAAGAUCACGUAACAUCCUGGAACCUUUGCUAUACCCAA